Molecule: messenger RNA, 690 nt
Organism: Paramecium sonneborni
Lineage: Eukaryota; Ciliophora; Oligohymenophorea; Peniculida; Parameciidae
Source: the annotation of a GenBank genome assembly
AUUUGUGUUAAAUGAUUAUCUAGAACUUAUAAUUUGAAGAAAUAAUAAUAAAGCCAAAGACAUUCAAAAGCAAAAAUGCAUUAAAAGAGAAGCUUUAAUCAGAUAAAGUCGAAUCAAUCGAUAUCACUGAGAUAACACCAUAAUAAAUACUUGAGUUGUUUCCAAAUUAGGUUACUUUGUCAAGUUAAAAUACAUUGAGCGAAUUAUUGAACUUAAACUUAUCAGAUGAUUGUUUGUAAAAAAUCUUAGGAAUCUUAGUUUAAUGGGAAAAUUAAAACAAUGUUGAUUUUAAAAAUUUAUACAAGCAAUUAUUUUAUUCAUCAAUGUAAUAAAAUUUAUUUAUUUUUAAAGUUGUAAGACAUGUAAAUCAAACAACUUAAUUUAUAGUAGUGAGAAUUUAACAAUAAUUGUUAAUUAAUUAAUAUCUGUAUUUUAAUAGGCAAUUUAUGAUGAUCCUUCUAAAAUUGAAAAUGUAUUUAUUUAAAAAAAUGCUGAUAGAUAACUUCUUGGAUAUCGAUCCUUAUUGAAAAUAAUAAAUUAACAAUGCCAAAAAAAGAGACUUAAAAAUUAUAUGAGUUGAUGAGAUAAUAUUAAAAAUACCAAGAAUCAAUAAGAAAUAUCAAAAGACUUAUUAAUUUUAUUCCAGUUCAAUAGAAAAAGGAGAAUAAAGUAACUCAGGUGUAUUUUUGA